Scatophagus argus is the source of this 3134-nucleotide messenger RNA. RefSeq names its product splicing factor 1 (gene sf1). Gene Ontology annotation, cellular component: nucleus. Gene Ontology annotation, biological process: regulation of mRNA splicing, via spliceosome. NCBI's taxonomy places the organism in Eukaryota, Metazoa, Chordata, Actinopteri, Scatophagidae. Gene Ontology annotation, molecular function: zinc ion binding; mRNA binding. The transcript has 12 exons. The coding region runs from base 182 to 2212 and encodes 676 amino acids. The record is from RefSeq and is a predicted model, not a curated record.
AAAGGCUCAUCCCAUGUUCAUGGAAUCGUCCUUUGUGGUUUUCAACUGGGCGCCAUUUUGAUUAAACUUAUGUGAAAGGGGCUGUGGACAGCAUUGUGUUAGAUAUUUUCUUAAUUUCAACAAGUUUACAGCAGAAUUGAGUGGCUUUUCAUAGAGACUGAGCAAUUUGAGUACACCGAAAAUGGCCACGGGAGCAAACGCAACCCCUUUAGGGAAGUUGCACCCCAGCAUUGGCGCUAAACGAGGAUUUGACGCCGGGCCUGGUGCUGGGAACGGCUUGAUGCCAACACCGGGGCAACCAACAUCCUUUCCUUCGCUGCAAGGUUUCCAGCCCACAAUGCCAAACGCAUCUUUUCCGUCACACCAGUUCAAUCCAGGGACAAGUUUUUCGACUCAAGUCCAACAACCAGCCGCGGGGGGUGGACUAGCCAAACCAGAUUUCGGUCAGAAGAAACAAAGGAAAAAGAGUCGUUGGAGCAGCGAGACGCCUGACCAGAAAACAGUCAUACCGGGCAUGCCCACUGUCAUUCCCCCUGGACUGACCCGGGAUCAAGAGAGAGCUUAUAUAGUCCAACUGCAGAUUGAAGACCUGACUCGUAAACUGCGUACAGGAGACCUGGGAAUCCCUGUUAACCCUGAGGACAGGUCUCCCUCUCCAGAGCCCAUCUAUAACAGCGAGGGUAAGAGGUUAAACACCCGUGAGUAUCGCACACGAAAGAAGAUUGAGGAGGAGCGUCACUCCCUCAUCACUGAGAUGGUUGGACUCAACCCUGACUUCAAGCCUCCGGCAGACUAUAAGCCUCCAGCCACCAGAGUCAACGACAAAGUUAUGAUCCCCCAAGAUGAAUACCCUGAAAUCAACUUUGUUGGGCUGUUAAUUGGGCCACGUGGUAAUACGUUGAAGAACAUUGAGAAAGAAUGUUGCGCCAAGAUCAUGAUUCGAGGGAAAGGUUCUGUGAAGGAGGGGAAGGUUGGCCGAAAGGAUGGACAGAUGCUGCCAGGGGAAGAUGAGCCCUUGCAUGCCCUGGUCACUGCCAACACAAUGGAGAAUGUCAAAAAGGCUGUAGAGCAGAUUCGUAACAUUCUGAAGCAAGGCAUUGAGACUCCUGAGGAUCAGAAUGAUCUCCGAAAGAUGCAGCUGAGAGAGCUUGCCAGACUUAAUGGCACACUGAGGGAAGAUGACAACAGGAUCCUUCGUCCUUGGCAGAACGCUGAGCCACGCAGCAUCACCAACACUACCCUCUGUACCAAGUGUGGUGGAGCAGGCCACAUCUCCUCUGACUGCAAGUACACCAGCUCAUUUGCUGCCCACAGAGCAACAGGGGGGGAGCCUCCUCAGUCAGCCCAAGACAAGGCUCGUAUGGAUAAGGAGUAUCUGUCCCUCAUGGCUGAGCUGGGGGAAGCUCCAGUCCCCACUUCUGGUGGAGGACACUCCAGCACCCAGGGAGGUGCACCGCGGGCCUCAGGACCCAAUAAUAGCCAGCCACCACCAAACCGGCCUCCUUGGAUGAGCUCCGGUCCAGCUGAGAGCAGGAACUUCCAUGGCAUGCCUGGAGGACCUGGUGGCCAUGGAGGACCUCACAACUUCCCUCCCCCAAUGCCCAACAUGGGAGGCCCCCCUAUGCCCCCAAACCCCAACGGCAUGCCUCCUCCCUGGAUGCAGCCUCCUCCUCCCCCAAUGGGCCAGGGUCCAGGACCUCACGGGCACCCCAUGGGUCUGUUGCCACCUCCAAUGGGCAUGAUGCCACCUCCACCUCCUCCUCCCAGCAACCAGCCACCUCCUCCCCCUUCUGGACCUCUGCCACCCUGGCAACAGCAGGCUCCACCUCCCCCUCCAACCAGCAGCAUGGCGACCAGCACACCGCUGCCCUGGCAACAGAAUACCACCACCACAUCCAGCCCUGGCACUGGCACCCUGCCUCCAUGGCAGCAACCCCAGCAGCCUGCAGCCUCCGGAGCCCAGCCUCCACCACCCAUUGGUACCCCAUCCAUGGUGCCGCCCCCUCCUGGCGUCCAGCCCCCAUUGCCCCCGGGUGCCCCUCCUCCUCCCCCUCCACCUCCUCCAGGCUCAACUGGCAUGAUGUAUGCCCCGCCUCCGCCCCCACCACCAAUGGACCCUUCCAACUUUGUCACCAUGAUGGGGAUGGGGGUACCGGGCAUGCCUCCCUUUGGCAUGCCUCCUGCACCACCACCUCCUCCACCUCAGAAUUAACCCUGCUACAGAAGAAUCGUCCUCCCACAAGAAUUUCCACUUGGCAGCACAUAGAUGUGUGCUCACAGAAAGAAAUAUAACCAGUGCUUUAUUUUUUAUUGAUCCUUGAUAUUGUGAAGAUAUCUCUGAAACAAUGAAAGGCUGUGUCAGUUCAACUUGUAAGUUGUGUAACUUAGUUAUUUUUCCUGUUUUUAAAGGUUUUGUUAACACAAAGCUCCCUGUGUGCAUACAAACACUGUUGCUCUGGGGCAUAUGUUCUGCAUUGCUGCCGUAGUUUGUCAUGUUACAUGUAUACCAAAUAAACUGCUCAGAUAUCCCGCCAGAUGUUUAAUUUCUGCUCAUCGCUCCAAAUGUUCAAUUCAAAAAUAAACACUUAAUGACCCUUGGAUUUAAUAUAUUGAAGUUCAACUUGCAUGAGCCCUCAUUAACGCUUCACUGACAAAUUGAAACUCUGUCAUGUUGCCCAUGUUGGCAUAGAGUUGAAUAAGAAUAUUUUUGUAAUAAUGAGAUGUGAAGUGUUUAUUCCUUUUGUCAGAAAACCUUUUUUUGUAGUAUUGUCUCAGAUUGUUUUCCAGAAAUUCACAGGGUUUUAAUUGUUUGGGUUUUUUUUGUUUUGUUUUUUUUACUUGCCUGCAUCUCAGUUUUGUGACAUUGAGUUUGACAAGGGGGAUCUGAUGCAGCGAUCUCUGCCAUCUUUUGACCCCCUGUACUACUUGACUGCAUCUUUCUGCUCUGACGCUGUGUGCAGUGUCUGUGUUGCUUUUGCAAGGACAAAAAUAUCAAUUUUGUCUUGAGUUAUUAUAGAAGAAAAAUGCUAGUUUUACUCUGUUUCUGGAAUCAGUCUGUGUUAUGGCGCUAGCCUGAAUGAGUAACUGUUGAAAUCUCUCUUGGUUUAGAAUUAAACUGAUCCAUUUGACCUUUU